Austrofundulus limnaeus is the source of this 1267-nucleotide messenger RNA. RefSeq names its product synaptic vesicle glycoprotein 2C. The record is from RefSeq and is a predicted model, not a curated record. Gene Ontology annotation, molecular function: transmembrane transporter activity. Gene Ontology annotation, biological process: transmembrane transport; chemical synaptic transmission. Gene Ontology annotation, cellular component: synaptic vesicle membrane. NCBI's taxonomy places the organism in Eukaryota, Metazoa, Chordata, Actinopteri, Cyprinodontiformes, Rivulidae.
GACCCAAGUGCACAGCAGCCUUCCAGCACCAGCGUAUGUUUAAAGUUAAGUUACGAGGAGUUUAAUCCCUCUGACAACUUUGUUUUCAAUCGUGGAGUUAUGGAUAUACAGUACGUAUGCUGAAGCCGAACCAACCGAACCAAAAACAAACAGAAAGUCUGCUGGAACCGACGCCCAAAAAGCUUUGUCUUGUGUCGUUUCCCACAGCAGUAACCUCUCGCCAACAAAACAAAAUGCUGAUGGCUUCCUCGGCGAAGCUCUGACAGGACUGACGGUCUCUGCUGUCUGCUUUCUCCCAAUCCAUUGAAUCAACAUUAUAAUUUAGUCAUUGGUUCAGCAGUUGCUUGGCUUGACAGCGCUUCAAACUGCUUUUCAUUUCAUUGUGUCCUGGAGUAAAAACAGCAGUUUAAAUUUGAUUCACCUAGUGCAAUCUAACUGCAACAGAACAGGAGUAAAAGACAUUUAGUGCCAACAACACUUGUGCCAAGAUGGAUGAAGCCCCAAACAACAGGACUUCCUUGGCCAAAGGUGCGAAGGACAUUGCUAAGGAAGCCAAGAAGCAAGCUGCCAAAAAUUUAAACAAAGCAGUUGAUCGUGCCUCUGAUGAAUACAUGACCCAUCGCAGCUACAACCGAUUCCAGAAUGAGGAGGAGGACUACAACUCUUACAGUCAACCAGACGCUCACUAUGCUGAUAAUGCAGCCAACGAUGAAGACGGGGCUUCUAGUGAUGCAACAGAAGGCCACGAUGACGAAGAUGAGAUAUACGAGGGAGAGUACCAAGGUGUACCUGCCUACAAUGAUGGAAAGCCACGAGAUGGUCAGGUGGCGCUGGGACAGCCAGUUUCUGAUAGCCUUAAGAGCCACAAGGAGUUGGAGAAUGAGAGGCAGGCAGAUGAGGAGGAGCUGGCCCAGCAGUAUGAGCUAAUUAUGCAGGAGUGCGGUCAUGGUAGAUUCCAGUGGCAGCUUUUCUUCGUCCUUGGCCUGGCACUCAUGUCCGAUGGUGUGGAGGUGUUUGUGGUUGGCUUUGUCCUUCCCAGUGCAGAGACGGACAUGUGUCUUCCCAACUCUGGUGCUGGAUGGCUUGGCAGCAUUGUGUAUCUGGGGAUGAUGUUCGGAGCAUUUUUUUGGGGCGGCCUGUCAGAUAAGGUGGGCCGCAGACAGUGCCUGCUGAUAUCCUUGUCUUUCAACGGCUUCUUUGCCUUCCUAUCCUCCUUUGUUCAAGGCUACGGCAUGUUCCUCUUCUGUCGCAUGGUGUCUGGCUUUGG